CAGCCACCCGCUUGCCAGAGCUCCGAUCAGCCCGUUUUCGCCGUUGAAGUUGCUGGUUUCUUCUCUGCAGUUCAGUCCAGCUCAGAAGCAGAAGACAGCAAGAAGUUCCAGACUUCGUGGCCCGUUUUCAAGCCCUUCCCGGCCUCCGUUGGUGUCGCCGCUUUGGGGUUUAUCGACCGCCUUGGUGUCGUGGUCGCCGUGAACUCACCGGCGCGCAAAACCGGUCCCUAGAUGGCGGAUCCUCCGGAGCUUUUUGGUAGACCAGUGAGGGUCACUGAGAGGAUUUUUGACUAUGCCGAUCCCGGAAGUCAUUGGGUCUAUGAGCUUGUGGUGACUACCAUCUGGGUUGAUGAGAACCUUCCUGGUAGGGUCCCUCAUCGAUUUAGAGCGUGGUAUCGCUAUAGACCUGAUGGAUUCUUGGAUGACCCUCCCAGGUGUUUUGAUAUUCCCCCUGGUAUUAUAGAUGCCGCUCUAGGUGAGAGUGCUGUUGAUCCUCCAGAUGGGUUGGUGGAAGACCCGAUGCCCCCGAUGCCCGUGGAGCCCGAAGAGCUGGCGAAUGGACCUGUCUAGCUGGUCUUAGGACAGCUUUGUUUUUGAGGACUGAUCUUCUAUAGAUCUUUUGUUAAUAGCCUAGUCCUGUAAAUUGA
Messenger RNA from Eucalyptus grandis, 647 nucleotides. RefSeq lists its product as uncharacterized. The transcript is spliced from 2 exons. Bases 232 to 570 code for a protein of 112 amino acids. The record is from RefSeq and is a predicted model, not a curated record. Lineage: Eukaryota; Viridiplantae; Streptophyta; Magnoliopsida; Myrtales; Myrtaceae.